UUUGUAUCCCUGUCAUAAAAUGUUGGAACUAUGAUGUUUCGCUGUUAACUUUGCUUGAAGUUAUAUUUUGAAUAUUUUGUGAAAAGAUGACAUCAAUAUUGAGGAACUGUUGGAAGCUGUCGCGAAGUUUGCCGGCUGCUACACCGAAAUGUUAUCCCGUUUUUCCAUCAUCGAUACGAUGCAACACCACGACAGCCAGCGAUAAUACUGAAAAAAUCGAGACUCGUCCCACGGUACGUAAACCCAGUCAUGUCGAUGUCACUCGUUUGAUAAACUUUGGUCGCUAUAUCUCUGACUGCUUGCCAAAGUAUGUACAACAAGUACAGUUAACUGCUGGUGAUGAACUAGAGUUACUCAUUGCUCCUGAAGGCAUUAUUCCUGUAUGUACAUUUUUGAAAGAUCAUCAUAAUACACAGUUUGUUAAUCUGUCAGAUAUCACUGCUCUGGAUGUACCUAGUAGGCAGUACAGAUUUGAGCUUGUUUACAACCUGUUAUCGUUGCGAUACAAUUCGCGUAUUAGAAUAAAAACGUAUACUGACGAGUUGACACCUGUUGACUCCAUCUUUAGUGUGUUUAAAGCUGCUGAUUGGUACGAACGUGAAGUAUGGGAUAUGUUUGGAGUAUUUUUCUCAAAUCAUCCGGAUCUUCGCAGAAUUCUUACAGACUACGGCUUUGAAGGGCAUCCACUAAGAAAAGAUUUUCCACUCAGUGGAUAUGUUGAGGUUCGCUAUGAUGACGAGCAUAAAAGGGUAGUUAUUGAGCCAUUGGAAUUGGCCCAAGAAUUCCGUAAAUUCGAAUUAGCUGCUCCGUGGGAACAGUUCCCUAAAUUCAGGGAAGCUCCGCCAACUGCCCAAACUAUCUCAAAAGAAAAGUAACUGUUUUCACUUAGAUCAUAGUUAUAGUCUGGGAAAGCAGAUAUAUGAAGUAUGUAUAUUGAUAAAAUGUAAUUUACAUUAAUAUCUGUUCUCUUAAUAAUUUCUGAAUGUUUAAUUCGGAGAUUUGUCGUGGAAAUACAGAGCAUAAUAUGUA
Nylanderia fulva is the source of this 1029-nucleotide messenger RNA. It is a transcript of the gene ND-30, whose product is annotated as NADH:ubiquinone oxidoreductase core subunit S3. The record is from RefSeq and is a predicted model, not a curated record. Gene Ontology annotation, molecular function: NADH dehydrogenase (ubiquinone) activity. NCBI's taxonomy places the organism in Eukaryota, Metazoa, Arthropoda, Insecta, Hymenoptera, Formicidae. Gene Ontology annotation, cellular component: respiratory chain complex I.